GCCCCAAUCAAUUCUCCUCCAUUGCGUCUCCAUAUGGACAAUUCAGUAGCUUCUGUCGCCACUCAAAAUGGCCGUGAAGACACCAACAAAUUCUUCACCGCCCAUCACAAACCCUCCAAGGGUGGCUGGGCUGCCGCCAUUUUUAUCAUCUUCGUCGAGAUGGCUGAGCGCUUCGCCUUCUAUGGGUUGGGAGGAAAUCUCAUGAAUUACCUCACAAAUGUUCGCGGUGAACCAAAUGCCACUGCCGCAAAGAAUGUCAAUACUUGGUCUGGAGUCUCCGCCCUCUUACCUUUGUUUGGCGCCUUCAUCGCCGACUCUUACCUUGGUCGCUUCAAGACCAUCCUUUUCUCUUCUGUUAUCUAUUUCAUGGGGAUGAUUUUAUUGGUCUUAUCAGUCUCCGUAAUUGAUGACCAUAAAUCUGUGUUUUUCAUAGCGCUUUACAUACUAGCAAUUGCUGAAGGUGGGCACAAGCCUUGCGUGCAAACCUUCGCUGCCGAUCAGUUUGAUGACAACAACCCGGAAGAGAGAGCCGCCAAAAGCUCUUUCUUCAACUGGUGGUUCUUAGGGAUAGUCACCGGUGCCUCUGCUGCAAUAGUGGUCAUCAUUUACAUCCAGGAAAAUGUUGGGUGGGCAGCAGGGUUUGGAGUAUUGGCAGGGAUAUUGGCAAUGGCAUUAAUAUUGUUCUUGGUUGGAUUUAAGAAGUACAGGAUCGAUAAGAAGAGGACGGAGGGGAGCCCGUUUACCAAGGUGGUCCAGGUGAUUGUCGCAGCGGCACGGAAGUGGCGACUGAGUGAGACGCGUGGUGGCCGUGGUGUUUGCUAUGAAGAUAAUGAUGGAAAGAAGUUGAGACAAUCCAGAGGAAGAAAUAUUGAACGUACUAAUCAACUUAGAUUUUUGGAAAAGGCAAUGAUCAUUGACGAUGUCGACUGCUUGAGCAAACAAAGGAAUCCAUGGAGGCUAUGCUCACAAAACCAAGUGGAACAAGUAAAAUUGGUAAUUCGCCUCAUCCCCAUAUGGAUAAGUUGCAUAAUGUUCUUUGCUGUCCAACAACAAAUCCAUACAUUUGUGACAAAGCAAGGUGGCACAGUAAAUAGAUCAAUUGGAUCUCACCUUCAAAUCCCCCCAGCUGCUCUUCAAAGCCUCGUAGGCAUCGCCAUCCUCGUCACCAUCCCCAUUUACGAUCGAAUUUUCGUUCCUCUAGCCUGGAAAUUCACUGGACUUCCCUCCGGAAUAACCAUGCUACAAAGAAUUGGCGUAGGCUUGUUUUUAUCCAUACUUAACAUGAGUGUAGCAGCAAUUGUAGAGGUCAAAAGACUCAACAUUGCAAGAGAAAAUGGCCUCAUGGACUCACCCAAAGCAACAUUGCCAAUGAGUCUUUGGUGGCUAGUCCCUCAAUAUAUGAUUUGUGGAAUCUCCGAUGCCUUCGCCACCGUCGGAUUGCAAGAAUUGUUCUAUGAUCAAAUGCCGGAAGAAAUGAGAAGCAUGGGGGCUGCAGCUUGUAUUUCUAUAGUUGGAGUUGGGAACUUUAUUAACACGGCUAUCAUAUCAAUUGUUCAGGAUAUAAGUUCAAGAAAUGGUGGACAUAAAUGGAUUGGUAACAAUCUUAAUCGGUCACAUCUUGAUUAUUUUUAUUGGACAAUGGCAGGGUUGAGUGCUUUGAAUUUCUGUGCUUAUGUGUGGAUUGCCAAGGCAUAUGUGUACAAAAACGUUGUUGAGGAUGAAGCAAAGGAGGACAAAGAAUUGACGAAUUUCUAUGAUCUGCCAACUGGGGAGAUGAAAUCACAGGACCAUGUAUAAUGUACUUACGACCUGGCUAUAUAUCUAGCAGUUAUAAAAGUUUUAAUA
Messenger RNA from Pistacia vera, 1845 nucleotides. Its product is annotated as protein NRT1/ PTR FAMILY 5.4-like. The transcript has 5 exons. The record is from RefSeq and is a predicted model, not a curated record. Gene Ontology annotation, biological process: transmembrane transport; dipeptide transport. NCBI's taxonomy places the organism in Eukaryota, Viridiplantae, Streptophyta, Magnoliopsida, Sapindales, Anacardiaceae. Gene Ontology annotation, molecular function: tripeptide transmembrane transporter activity; dipeptide transmembrane transporter activity. Bases 34 to 1797 code for a protein of 587 amino acids. Gene Ontology annotation, cellular component: membrane.